Molecule: messenger RNA, 933 nt
Organism: Pseudozyma hubeiensis SY62
Lineage: Eukaryota; Fungi; Basidiomycota; Ustilaginomycetes; Ustilaginales; Ustilaginaceae
Exons: 3
Coding region: 1-933 (310 amino acids)
Source: RefSeq, a predicted model, not a curated record
AUGAGAGCGGCAAAGACAGCUCGGGAAUCUCGCUCGAGAGGCAGACAGACGGCUACGGCAACCACAGAAUCAACUCCGGAAAGACGCGGGAGCACGGCGGCUUCGGACCGGCUUGUUGGAUCUUCUAGUUGCUCGCUCGCUCCCCUCCUUCGGCUCGUCAGCAGGACUUGUCGACACAAGCACCGACAAAUCACUCCGAGCUCGGCUCAACUUACCUAUAUACUUUACUGCCCUUUCGGUCCAACGCUGUCGGUGAAUGGGAACCCUCGGUGCAACCUGCGAAAUGAGAAGGUCCCUCCCACUUGCAUUCGCACACCAGGGAACGAGCGCCUUGCAAGCAUCCAACACGCCAGCCAUCUUCUGCCCAUCCAGUCGUCCUCGCCCAUCGCGAUCGAGUGCAGCGUUCAGCGAAAGAGCAGCUUAGUGACAGCCACGCAAGCCCAAAGUGCUGGUCUACCUGCUUUGCAGCCAGCUUUGCCGGAUCCGAUCGCAGCUCGUAUCAAGGCGAAAGGCCGAGCCAAGAUCAUCGACUUGUGGCCGAGCUAUCGUAGCGUUCGUCUCGACCUCUACGCCAGCGUAACAGAAAUACACGACGACCGAUGGAGGGAAGGGUCGGCGUCGCCGAGUGUCGUCGGCUACGACGAAUGCGACAGACAACCUAAUGUCACAUUGCGCCACGCCCAGUCGGCGCUGCCGAGCUUUGCUGCCUCGGGCACUGGAAGAGCCGACUACUCGUUGCCAAUGGAACAGUGCUACCGUCGACGAGACGCUUGGAUGCAAACGCGAAACAGAGCAGUUCCCCCAAGAUUACAGAGCCGACGGGUAGCCUCGCAGUCCAUUGCCUCUGCCCCUUCACAGUCACGGAGGCUGUUGGUGCAUCGGCGCAUCGUUUCACGACGAACGAGUCGCGGCAUCGACUACCAAGCAUUGUGA